UGAUAUGUACCGUAAAAAAAAAAAAAAAAAUGAAAGAAAAAUUCUCCUGAGCCAGAGGUUGUUCUCCUUCGUCAACCUCAACCCGAAGCGUACUGGGCAUUCAUAAUCACUGAGACAAACACCGCCCUUUACACCAUCUGCUUCUCCUCACCUUUCAGCUAUCCACCAUUUCCCGAUUACCAGUCGGAGCUCUUUUCCCAAGUGAUGUACUUGUACUUUUAGGGGCAAUAAAAUUUGAAAGGGUUCAUCAUUUUCUACGUACAGCUUUCAGAUUCUGCUUUAAACAUGUGGUGAGAACAUGGAUGGAUGUCGAAGUAGUGGUUGCGCUUCCAUACAAUAUUCUAUCACCAAUAGCUAGAUUUCUCAAACACGGCUGUGGUGUUGCAGUUUUGUAUUGUUUAGUAUACACCGAGAUGGAAGUUUUCUUCUUCCGGAUUCUGGAUUAGCAUCCACAGCAGGGUGAAUAUAUCCAAUGGAAGGAUCACGAAGUCCUUUAAUUCAUUCUGAUCAUCCAGAAUCCACCUCCUCUAAUAAUACUGGAAACUUUCAGUUUUAUGCAAAUGGAAUUCGUGAGUGUCCUGGUGGUAUCCAGGGACUGGAGAAGAGAGGUCAUGGAAUUCGUGGUUGGCCUGGUGGUAUCGAGGGACUGAAGAAGAGAGGUCAGGGAAGUCGAUCUUGGAUAAAGAUUGAUACAACUGGGGACUCAAAGAUUUUGGAGCUUGACAAGGCUACUAUUAUGAGACAUUGUUCUUUGCCUGCCAGAGAUCUCCGACUUUUGGACCCUUUGUUCAUUUACCCUUCUACAAUUUUAGGAAGGGAGAAAGCUAUUGUUGUUAGUCUAGAACAGAUAAGGUGUAUAAUCACAGCUGAAGAGGUUAUCCUUAUGAAUUCCCUGGAUCGAUGUGUUGUUCAGUACAAAUCUGAAUUAUGCAAACGCCUUCAGGCAAACAAAGAUCAAUCUGAUGACUUGCCCUUUGAAUUUAGAGCACUGGAGCUGGCUUUGGAACUAACUUGCUUAUCUCUAGAUGCUCAGGUAAAAGAACUGGAACUGGAGAUAUACCCUGUGCUGGAUGAACUAGCAACAUCCAUUAACACUCUGAAUCUAGAGCGUGUGCGUAGACUCAAAGGUCACCUCCUUGCCUUGACACAACGAGUGCAGAAGGUCCGUGAUGAAAUAGAACAUCUCAUGGAUGAUGACGGCGACAUGGCUGAGAUGUACCUGACUGAGAAGAAACAAAGGUCGGAGUGUUUUCCCUCAAGCGACCUUAGCUGUCAAACUAACUCCUCGGGUGAUGAUAAAGUGGUUUCGAAAUCUGCUCCUGUUUCACCAGUAGAGUCACUUGGUGGAUCACAGAAUUUGCAAAGGACUUUUAGCAGUAUUGUGAAUUCAAGCAGAACUGGAAGCUUCAUUAGUUCAUCUAAUAGUGAAGAAGACGUUGAUCAACUGGAAAUGCUGCUUGAAGCAUACUUUAUUAUCAUUGACCAUACUCUCAGCAAAUUGUUAUCGCUAAAAGAAUACAUUGAUGAUACAGAAGAUUUUAUUAACAUCAAACUGGGCAAUGUUCAGAACCAUCUGAUAAAAUUUGAGUUGCUUCUUACAGCAGCUACCUUUGUGGCUACAAUGUUUGCUUCUGUUACAGCAGUAUUUGGAAUGAAUUUUGCAGACUCUGUUUUUGAUAAUCCAUCCACAUUUAGUUGGGUUCUGAUUAUUUGUGGUUUCGUCUGUGGGUUCUUGUACUUCACUUUCCUGAUUUAUUGUAGGCACAAAAGGAUCUUUCCAUUGUAACAGAACAAACUACUUCAAUGAAAUGAAGAUUCAUACACUGAAAUUGGUUUUUGCAUCUGAUAAAGAGCAAACCAGUACUCUCAUAGAAUUUAAUGGUUAAAAUGAUUUCUUCUUUUCUUUA
Molecule: messenger RNA, 1907 nt
Organism: Rosa rugosa (rugosa rose)
Lineage: Eukaryota; Viridiplantae; Streptophyta; Magnoliopsida; Rosales; Rosaceae
Product: magnesium transporter MRS2-5
Exons: 7
Coding region: 473-1786 (437 amino acids)
Biological process (GO): magnesium ion transport
Molecular function (GO): magnesium ion transmembrane transporter activity
Source: RefSeq, a predicted model, not a curated record